Messenger RNA from Schistosoma haematobium, 3014 nucleotides. Its product is annotated as Neuronal acetylcholine receptor subunit alpha-3. The transcript is spliced from 12 exons. Gene Ontology annotation, cellular component: synapse; neuron projection; postsynaptic membrane. The coding region runs from base 1 to 1887 and encodes 628 amino acids. The record is from RefSeq and is a predicted model, not a curated record. Gene Ontology annotation, molecular function: transmembrane signaling receptor activity; acetylcholine-gated monoatomic cation-selective channel activity. Gene Ontology annotation, biological process: monoatomic ion transmembrane transport; signal transduction; nervous system process. NCBI's taxonomy places the organism in Eukaryota, Metazoa, Platyhelminthes, Trematoda, Strigeidida, Schistosomatidae.
AUGAACACGGAAUUAUCAAAUGAGAAAUUUCAAGAUAUUGUCUUAUCUGGAUUAUAUGAAAAACGUUUAUUAAAAUAUUUAUUCGAUUCCAGUCGACCAGAUGCACAUAAUCCAAUUGAACGUCCAUCAGCAAAUGAUACAGAGACAUUGAAUGUUAGUGUGAAAUUUUUCUUAAAUCAAGUUAUGGAUGUGGAUGAAAAAAAUCAAGUGUUGACAACAAUUAUAUGGAUGGAUUUAAUAUGGAAUGAUUAUCAUUUCUUGUGGAAUCCUAAAGAGUUUGGUAAUAUAACUACUUUAAACUUACCAUAUACUGCUGUAUGGAGACCAGAUAUCCUGUUGUAUAAUUGUGCGGAUGAGAAAUUCGAUCGUACAUUUCCAACAAAUACAAUCAUAAAACAUGAUGGUACUGUUCAAUGGAUGCCACCGGGAUUGUUUAAAUCUACAUGUAAUAUAGACAUCUUAUGGUUUCCAUUCGAUGAACAGAGUUGUAUAUUAAAAUUUGGAAGUUGGACAUAUUAUGGUGAUCAAAUUAAUUUUCAAUUACAAUGUAUCAACGCAUCACAACCUGAUUGUACACAAGUUGGAACGGUUGAUUUAUCUGAAUAUUCACGUAAUGGAGAAUUUCAUCUUAGUGGUUCUUCAGUUCGACGUUAUGCACAACGAUAUGAAUGUUGUGAUUAUGAUUUUGUUGAUGUAAAAAUUGCAAUUACACUACAACGACGUGCACUUUAUUAUGUAUUUAAUCUUAUUGUGCCUUGUUUAUUAAUAUCUGGUAUGGCAUUAAUGGUAUUUAUGUUACCACCAGAUGCAGGUGAAAAAAUAUCAUUAGGUGUAACAAUUCUUUUAUCAUUAACAAUGUUCUUACAACUUGUUGCAGAUAAACUUCCACAAACAUCUGAAGCUAUACCAUUAAUUGGUAUCUACUUUUCAUGUACAAUGUUUAUGUGUUCAUUAUCUAUUGUAUUUACUGUACUGGUGUUAAAUUAUCAUCAUAGAUCAGCUGAUUGUAUUGCUGUUCCAGCUUGGAUUAGGAAUAUUGUCAAUACAUAUCUAGCUAAAUUAAUGUGUAUGGAACCUCCGAAACGUUCACAAAUUAUUGAAGUUGAAGAUAUUUCAUCAUCUAUUAGUGAUAAUUUCAUGGAGAAUUAUCCCAAUACAAAAAAGUCACAAAAUGAAACACUUAUCAAAGGAGGAGCGAGAGGAGAACAACAACAACAAGAAGGAGGAGGAGAAGAAGAAGAAGAUGAUGAAGAAGGACAUAUAGGAGCUAAAACAUUUGUUGGUUGGAAUUAUGAUACUACUAACAUGAUGAAUAGUAAUAUUAAUCCAGUCUAUAUGAAAAACAUUUAUUCACUAAUUCCCCUAUAUAAUACAGUCAAUGAACGUACACCGAAAAAUGCCAUAGCAAAUGUUAUUGAUUUAGAUGAUGAUUUCCGUGCAACAGCACGUUUUGGCAAUACUACUACUACUACUACUAAUACUACUCAUACUACUACUACUACUCAUACUAAUAAUAGUAAUAUCUUCAUAAAUAUGCAUGAAAAACAAACAAUAUUGAAUAAUAAUACUAAAUUAAAGAUGAAUACUGAUUUGUUAUCAUCAGUAACAGUAACAAAUCAAUCAUUAACAGUGCAAUCUCCUUAUCGACUAUACAAUUCUGUAGGUAAUUUUAAUUCAAAAUCAGUACCACUAACACCAAUAUCAACAUUAGAACAUGUCCAAAAUGUAUUUCCAGAUGAAUUCAGUGAUCUAUCAAAGAAUGGUGUAUCAUUCGAUCGACAAAUUGAACCAGAUCCAUUAUCAAUCUCAAUUGAUUUAUUAAAUUUAUAUAAACCAGAUUUAGAAAUUAUCAUUAAUGAAUUACAUUUUAUUACAAAAAUUACGUGAUAAUGAAAAAGAAUCAUUAAUUAGUUUAGAAUGGAAAUUUGCAGCUCGUGUUAUUGAUCGAUUUUGUUUAGUGAUAUUUAGUGUAUGUAAUAUUGUUGUCACAUUUGCUAUAUUAUGCUCAGCACCAAAUUUAAUUGCUUCUUUUAUGCCAUAAUUACUUGAAUUGAUUUUUUUUGUUGCUUGUUUUAUUGUUGUUGUUUUCUUGUGGGGGUUGAGGGUUGGGGGUGGAGGGUGGAGGUGAGAUAGGAUGAUCAAAUUGUUCCUGUUACCAAGUAUUGAUAUGAAUAGUUUGUUUAAAAUUCUUUCUUUUGUUUUUCUUUUUUUUUCUUCUUUUCUAUUUUGUAUUCAAACACCAAAAUAGCCUUAAUUGAAUGUUGAAAAUAAACAAAUACAAUUAGUUGAUAAAUGUUCUUCAAUGAACAUUAUCCGGUUAUGAUAUAUACAGAACAAUACACUUUAAAUCUGUAAUCUUAAUACAUAUGUUGAGAAGAAAAAAAGAGAGAAAGAUUGGAUCAUGAAUUGAUCAAUAUUGGAUCGUGAUUGAUAACUUAGAAACAAUAUUGGAUCGAUUUAUGAUCUGUAAACAGAAACUAUCAAUCAUCAUUUCAUUGAAUCAUUUUAUAGUAUUGAUUAUUGAUUAUUUCUUCUUCUUCUUCUUCUUCUUCUUCUUCUUCUUCUUCUUCUUCUUUAGAUAAAUGUCUUAUUGAAAUAGACAGAUUUAGUGAUAUAAAAUAAAAGUAUAAUAUAGAAUAGGGAGAUUUUCUACUUUUCAAUCUUCAUUAUUUCUCAUUUCAUAAUGAUGUAAUUGAUCAUGAUGAACUAUUCAGUUGCUAUGGAUACAAUGAAAGCGUUUAGAAUUUCUAGUAAUUGUUUUUCUUUAUAUGAUCUGUCUUUUUGUUUAAUGUAUGUAGAUAUUGUAAACUUCAAUUACAUAUUCAGUGAUUAAUAUGUGAAUUAGUGUAUCUACUGUUGUUCCCCUCCCUCUCUCUCUCUCUCUCUCUCGUAUACACACACACACAGUUUUUAUCUUUGUGUUUUUUAACGAGUUUGAAAUGUUCCUUCCAAUGGUGUACUUAUUUAGAAUUGAGUUUUUUUUAGAAAUUAUAAUAAAAAGGAAUAAUUUCAUG